This is a messenger RNA of Mycena indigotica, 1407 nucleotides long. Its product is annotated as AAA domain-containing protein. Lineage: Eukaryota; Fungi; Basidiomycota; Agaricomycetes; Agaricales; Mycenaceae. The record is from RefSeq and is a predicted model, not a curated record. Gene Ontology annotation, cellular component: proteasome regulatory particle, base subcomplex. Bases 1 to 1407 code for a protein of 468 amino acids. Gene Ontology annotation, molecular function: proteasome-activating activity; ATP hydrolysis activity; ATP binding. The transcript is spliced from 8 exons. Gene Ontology annotation, biological process: proteasome-mediated ubiquitin-dependent protein catabolic process.
AUGCCACCCAAAGCGUCAGUCAGCCUUGCUGCCACUAUCUCUUUGCUCACACAAAGUAGCGACUGGGAAAAGUACGAGAAGAAAGCUGACGAGAAAGAUGAAGAGAAAAUCAUUGCGCUCGACGAUAGCGACAUACAAAUUCUCAAGACAUACGGACAAGGGCCUUACGCGGCCAAACUGAAGACGGUUGAAACAGACAUUAAAGACGUGCAGAAACGGAUAAACGAGCGACUCGGAAUCAAAGAGUCAGACACAGGUCUCUCGUCGCCAAACCUCUGGGAUCUGGCAGCAGACCGAGCACGUGAAGAGCCACCUCUUCAAGUUGCUCGUUGUACCAAGAUAAUUCCUGUGGAUUCCGCUGCUGCUGAAGCGGCAAAGGCUGUCAACCCACUUGGGGCUCUCCAGGGUCAGAAAGGCGCGGACGAACAAGAUAAAUACGUCAUCAACAUUAAGCAAAUCGCGAAAUUCGUUGUUGGUCUCGGUGAUCGUGUAGCUUCGUCUGAUAUCGAGGAAGGGAUGCGGGUAGGUGUCGACCGCGUCAAAUAUCAAAUACAGAUUCCCCUCCCUCCGAAGAUCGACGCGUCGGUAACCAUGAUGCAGGUAGAGGAGAAGCCCGACGUGACAUACUCAGAUGUAGGAGGGUGCAAAGAGCAGAUUGAAAAACUGCGGGAAGUAGUGGAAACCCCUCUCCUUUCUCCGGAGCGUUUCGUCAACCUUGGUAUUGACCCGCCAAAAGGCGUGUUGUUAUAUGGACCUCCUGGGACUGGGAAGACAUUGUGUGCGCGUGCUGUUGCCAAUAGGACAGACGCGACAUUCAUCCGUGUUAUUGGCUCUGAACUGGUCCAGAAAUAUGUUGGUGAGGGUGCUCGAAUGGUGCGAGAACUUUUCGAAAUGGCCCGGAGCAAGAAGGCUUGCAUUAUUUUCUUCGACGAAGUCGACGCGAUUGGGGGCGCUCGAUUUGAUGAUGGCGCUGGUGGUGACAACGAAGUCCAGAGAACGAUGUUAGAACUAAUCAACCAACUCGACGGUUUCGACCCAAGAGGCAACAUCAAGGUGCUUAUGGCUACCAAUCGUCCUGACACACUAGACCCUGCUCUUUUGCGACCAGGGCGUAUAGACCGUCGUGUCGAGUUUUCGCUACCAGAUGCCGAUGGCCGUGCUCAUAUUCUGAGAAUCCAUGCUAGAAGUAUGAGUGUUGAACGCGACAUUCGGUUUGACCUUAUUGCCCGACUGUGUCAAGGCACAACAGGUGCAGAACUGCGGUCGGUUGCUACUGAGGCUGGAAUGUUUGCCAUUCGCGCUCGACGAAAGGUUGCCUCUGAGCGCGACUUCCUUGACGCUGUCAAUAAGGUCGUCAAGGAGGGGACGAAAUUCUCCAGCACGCCCUUAUACCAAGUUUACAACUAG